AUGGAGGAGACGAGUAACGAGAAGUUCCUAUCGCGAAGACGUUCCGCCGCUUUGAAAGCUUUUAAAGUAAAAGACGAAAGGGUGGCUACCCUCAAGAAGGUAGCAGCAAUUUUACAAAAGUCUGAAAUAGAGAGGACGGCGGAGGAAACUGGAAUACUUAUUUCGUGCAGCGACGUAGUGAAGGAGGUUAAUUUACGACAAGAGAAACGAGACAAAAUUAAAGCAAGAUUAGAAGAAGUUGAAGAUGCACCCGAGAUCCUGGAGGAGAAGUGUAUGCGCUUGGCAGCAGCGAUCAGUAGAGCGACAUCGCUGGCUGUGUACACUGGUGCUGGCAUAAGUACAGCAGCAUCUAUCCCAGAUUAUAGAGGAACCAAUGGAGUUUGGACUCGAAUGCAGCAAGGAAAAGAUAUUGGGAAUCAUGAUCUGAGCCAAGCGGAACCAACAUUAACACACAUGGCACUUUACGCAUUGUAUAAAGCUCGAGUUCUGAAGCACGUGGUCUCUCAAAACUGUGACGGAUUACACUUACGCAGUGGUAUUCCGCGUAAUCUUCUUUCCGAGGUUCACGGGAAUAUGUAUGUGGAAGUUUGUAGAGCGUGCAAACCAUCCAGAGAAUACUGGAGACUCUUCGAUGUUACUGAGAAGACUGCGCGAUAUCAACACCAUACGGGAAGAUUAUGCCACAGAUGCAAUUCAAUGUUGCAAGAUUCUAUCGUUCAUUUCGGUGAAAGAGGUAGCCUUCCUUGGCCGAUCAAUUGGAAUGGAGCAACCAGAGCUGCAAAGCAAGCAGAUGUCAUACUGUGUUUGGGUUCUAGUCUAAAAGUUCUCAAGAAAUAUCCGUGGUUAUGGCAAAUGGACAAACCUGUCCAGAAAAGGGCUUCACUGUAUAUUGUCAACUUGCAAUGGACCCCGAAAGAUGAAAACGCUGUAUUAAAGAUAAACGGAAAAUGUGACGAGGUGAUGAGGAAAGUCAUGAGUCAUCUUGGUUUGGAUAUACCGCAGUACAAUCGUACGAAAGAUCCGAUCUUCUUCCACGCGGUAAAAUUGCAAAAUGGUGAACGGCUCUCCACGACUCAACCGUGUCUCGAAGAGCCACCUAUCAAGAAGGAGCCUCUAAGUCAAAGCAGUGAUGAGAAUGUUGAGUGUACAGUGCGACAAACGACCGAUGACAAAGAAGAAGACUGCGUGUCGACCGUAACCACCGAUACAACGACUGCUUACCCAGCGCCAUUUUUCACCGCGUUACCAUUUCUGUCUAUGGGCUUACCAUUUCCUCCUAUGUACAUGUAUCCCCAAUUAACGCCGGUAUUUUAUUAUCCUUUCAUACAAAUACCGAAUACGCCGACAGAAGCACCGAAACCCAAACCAGCUUGUUCGUUUUGUAUGGAACACGAAGGAUCUCUCUCUUGUUUGUACUAUCAACGUGACGGAGACAUCACGUCAAACAAAACGGAACGAAAGCAAGAGGAAGAGGGUACGAUUCACGCUCCUAUAGCGUCUCCUAAGAAUCCAGGCUGGUUUGGUAAAGGGUACCGUAAGGGCAUGAAGAAGAAACGGUAGCAUCCGCUCUAUGUAAUUUGUGCAGCCGUCUCUNUCUCUCUCUCUCUCUCUCUCUCUCUCUCUCUCUCUCUCUCUCUCUCUCUCUCUCUCUGGCGUCUGCUCUUUAUCAAAAUUGCAAAAUAAUCUUACGAUAUAGUAAUGCGUACACAAGUAUUUUGAGUCUCCAUAUCGUAACGCGACUCGUGCACAUUUUGUAGGUUUAUAGCAAUUCGAUUCCAGUAUUCGAAGCUUUAACAGAUAGACUGAAAUUUCCCAAGUAAUCCUUCGUAAUAUUUGAAACUAAGACAAUCCACCAUUAUUUUUAUCCUUACAAUUAUCGUCAAACUUCCAAUGCGUUUAAACUUCCCUCGCGCGUAACCAUACAAAGCAAGAGGCGAGAGGUCGUACAUUUGAACUCGAAGCGAGCGAUCCAUCGGAUUGGUCAUCGAAUGUUUUGGCAUCGCAGAGCUACAAUUCUGUCAUUUUGCGAAAUAUUAAUCUUCAUCAAUCUUAAUUAUACUUUCGACAACUCGUUGCUUUUUUUCUUCGAACAUUAGGAGGUUCAAUACGAUGGCAUAUUUAGGAGUAUACAAAUGUAUAGAUACAACCUACAGACACGGGAUGACUGAAUCUUUUUUAAUAUGUGGACAAAGUAUGCGAGCUCCUCGGAUUAAACUGUAAGGACGGAUCGAGUGGUAAUGAUUUGCCAAACAUUGCGUACCGCAUUGCGUGUAACAAACGCGCUUCCUAUCAGUCAAAUCGACUACAACGCACGAAAACGUAUCGUUAAGAAAGAAAAAAACUCAAAAAAAGGUAAACAAGGAAAAAAUUUGUCUUUUGAGCGCAUAAAGCGUCUAAUUUAUUGGUACUUACGUAUUAUGUAAGAUAAUUUCGUUGAUAUUUACAUAUCAUUUAUAAGUUAUAUGUUGUAUUUAUAGCGAAAACUGCAAUAUA
This is a messenger RNA of Dinoponera quadriceps, 2493 nucleotides long. RefSeq names its product NAD-dependent protein deacetylase sirtuin-7 (gene Sirt7). The record is from RefSeq and is a predicted model, not a curated record. The transcript has 4 exons. Gene Ontology annotation, molecular function: NAD+ binding. Lineage: Eukaryota; Metazoa; Arthropoda; Insecta; Hymenoptera; Formicidae. Bases 1 to 1560 code for a protein of 519 amino acids.